CCCUGUUAUGCCCCAGUCACCUCCAGUCUGGGGAAAGAGAGUUAGAAAUGUGAAGGAAAUGCACCUUCACUGAGUCAGUUUAUCAGCUGAUUCUUUCACUGUGUAGUGAGGCUUUGUUUCUGGAUAGCUGUUCAGAUUGUCUGUAAGGAACAAUUGUAUGAUUUUACACAUUCAGUCGUCUCUGGAGUGGAGAUGGUGGGCUUGACUGCCUCCUCAGCAGCUGUUUCUGAAAUGGAGCUCUUGGUGACAGAGUUAAAUGUGCUGCUGAGGCUGUUGGACCAUGAGACCUUGAGCUCUGCUACAGAAGAAAAGAAAACUGCUGUAAAGAACCUGCUAAAGAGACUACAGCCAUCAGUCACUGGAAAAGACUACAUGUACAUGAACGCAUCGGUGUACAGAAAUGGAACCAGCUUUGUUGAGUCUCUUUUUGAAAAGUUUGAUUGUGACCUCGGGGACUUAAAAGUCGAAAUGGAGGAUCAGAAGAAAGAUCCAGAGGUAAAACACACCGACCACGGAUGCUGUAAGCCGGCAGAUGGAGAAAGUCAUGGUGUGCGCCUUUUUUUGGACCAGGGCUUGGCAGACUCCCCUCCCCCUCUGCCCAACACACCCGUUCCGGAGGAAUAUUACGAAGAAGCUGUGCCACUCAGCCCUGGCAAGAUGCCAGAGUAUAUCACCAGCCGCAGCAGCUCCAGCCCUCCUAACUCUAUUGAAGAUGGAUAUUACGAGGAAGCAGAAAACAAUUACCCAACCACCCAGGUGAAUGGGCGACGCAAAAGCUCCUAUAAUGACUCGGAUGCCUUAAGCAGUUCCUAUGAGUCAUAUGAUGAGGAGGAGGAGGAAAAGAGCCAGCGAUUGACACACCAGUGGCCAUCAGAAGAAAACUCAAUGGCCCCGGUGAGAGACUGCCAUAUUUGUGCCUUCCUUCUGAGGAAGAAACGUUUCGGCCAGUGGGCAAAACAGCUCACUGUCAUCCGUGAGAACAAACUGCAGUGCUACAAAAGCUCAAAAGACCAGUCGCCCUACACUGACAUACCGCUCAGCUUGUGCACUGUCAUCUACGUACCCAAAGACGGGCGGAGAAAGAAGCACGAGCUGCGUUUCUCUCUGCCCGGAGGAGAAGUGUUGGUCCUGGCUGUUCAGAGCAAGGAACAGGCUGAGAAAUGGCUCCAAGUGGUGCGUGACGUUACAUGUCAGGGAAAUGUUUUGGACAUCCCAUCAUCUCCCAUGAUUCCUAGGAAGAUUGAACUGGAUAAGUGUCUGUCAGUAGAGAAGCAAACCUCAGAUUCUGACAGCAUGCCAAGUGGAGAAAGUGCACGUGACGGUCGGGAAAACGGUAAACCCAAGCGAGGUGCCCUAUCAGAGCUCACAGGCACCGUGAGCCGAGCAGCAGGAAGAAAGAUAACAAGAAUUAUUAGUUUCUCCAAAAGAAAACCUCCUUUACCAGGAGACGUCCGCGGCUCACUCGAUCAGGACCCUCGAUGCGGUUAUGUGGGUGUGCUAUUAAAUCGGUGCUGGAAAGAGCACUGGUGUCGUGUACGGGCCGGAUCUCUUUAUCUUUAUCAUGAGAAAGGAGAACAACGAGUCCAUCACACCACUGUGGCACUGAAGGGCUGUGAAGUUGUUCCAGGCCUGGGGCCCAAACACCCCUUUGCCCUGAGAAUACAGAGAGGAGGUGCAGAGGUGGCUGCUUUGGAGGCGAGUUGCUCUGAAGAGAUGGGUCGCUGGCUGGGGGUUCUGUUAGCAGAGACCGGUUCCUCCGCUGACCCCGAGUCCCUACAUUAUGACUAUGUAGACGUGGAAACUAUUGCCAACAUCCGCACAGCUGCCCGUCACUCUUUCCUAUGGGUAACCUCAGCAGAUUCAAGAACCUAUGAUGAAGUCCCUUUUGAAACCACAGAGAAAAAUGACAGGCUAAGUGGAGUGACUCAAAUAACACGUCACUCUUUCACCACCAGUGACACAGGAAAGCCCAGUCCACAAAUCACCCUAAAACGCCACGGCUCCAGUGAGUCCUCGCAGUGCCGGGUGUACUUACAAGAAACACAGAUGUGUUAUGCAAAUCAGUACGGGAGGUAUGGGAAAACCCGGGCGCAGGAGGACGCACGCGGCUACUUGAAAGAGAAAGAAGACUUGGAGAAAGACAUAGAUGCCAUCAGAAAUGCACUGAUCUCACUGCGGAAGAAAAAACGAGACGUCAAAGCAAAGAUAAAGAGUGUAACAGAUAAGCAGAAAUUGGCAUUAGAGAAGAAUGUAGCGGAGUUGGAGGAGACCUGUCGAGUGAAAGAGCGGGAACGUGUGGAUCUAGAGCUCAAGCUCACACAGGUGAAGGAGAACCUGAAAAAAUCUCUGGCUGGUGGAUCGCUGGGGACAGCUUCAGAAUCUAAACCUACAAACAAGCAGGCUCAAAAGACUGAGUAUAUGGAGUCAUUUCUGCCUGUAAACUGUUCCUCUGAAAUGCGGAAGCGUCCCCCAUCCAUUUAUGCAUCCACCAAAGGAAACGUUAUGCAGAAAGCCAAGGAAUGGGAGUCUAAGAAGAGUACUUAAGGAGAUUUGAGCUGAAAGACAUAUCAAGCCUAACAAAAAAAACGUCUUGAAGUCCAUUGAUUGAGGUUACCAUCAUAUGUAUGACCUUAUAAUUGAGUUCCAGUGGCAAAGCAGCAGCUUCACUAUAAUCCAGUCAAAUGAUAUGGGCUUUUCGAAUGGUCUUGUGAUGCCAGGACAAUGGAUAAAGUAUGGAAAAUAAUAGCUUGUCAGGAAAAAGAGAGGUUGGUUUGGUUGUAAAGAAAGUUGAGAAGAAUGUAGUAUCCACUCUAUAAUGCAUUCUGGUUGAAAGUCAGAAUAACUGCUUUGUGUUUGUGCAAAGUUUUGUCUUUAUAUUCCUUUAGGAUCAUUUCAGCUCCUAACUUAAUGGUGCUAACACUAGUGUACAUGUGACAAAUUGUAAAAAUGUUUUCUAAUCACUACAAUAUUCAGCCUUAAGGUAUCUAAUAGAUACUUAACCAAUCUUUUUUCACCUUUCAAUGUGAGGUAACAUUUGCACUUUAAUGUCUUUAGACAUGGAGAUGGGUAAGGGAAUAUUCUUUUAAUAAAGAUUAAAAAGAUGUGCA
Messenger RNA from Triplophysa dalaica, 3107 nucleotides. It is a transcript of the gene afap1l1a, whose product is annotated as actin filament associated protein 1-like 1a. Lineage: Eukaryota; Metazoa; Chordata; Actinopteri; Cypriniformes; Nemacheilidae. Gene Ontology annotation, molecular function: SH3 domain binding. Bases 193 to 2544 code for a protein of 783 amino acids. The transcript has 19 exons. Gene Ontology annotation, cellular component: cytosol. The record is from RefSeq and is a predicted model, not a curated record.